AUGUCAUCACACACUCCUGCUGAGGACCUUUUACCUGCUUGGAUUUCCCCACUCACCACCCAAGAUCUGCAUCAGCGACCAUUUUCUACUUCAAACUUAAGCCGGUCAAGAGAUGAGUGUGAAUUUAAGAUUUUGGAGAUCGCGCGCGGACUCCAAGAGACUAAUAAAGACUUUCCGUCGGAAGCAAUAACGAUAUUUCGAUUUGAAGAGCGUAUUGGCGGCGCUGAAGCUAAAGCUGCCAUUGUCGAGGCCAAGACCAAAUCGUGGGAAGAAACAGUGUCCCGCUUUAAGGAACAUUAUAUCAGGAUAGAGAAUUUUAGUUCUUCACGGGCUAUUCGUGGUUUUUGGAAAGAAUUUACGAGUUUCCACGUGGAACAUAGCGCCCUUAGGCGAUAA
Pyricularia grisea is the source of this 396-nucleotide messenger RNA. RefSeq lists its product as uncharacterized. Bases 1 to 396 code for a protein of 131 amino acids. Lineage: Eukaryota; Fungi; Ascomycota; Sordariomycetes; Magnaporthales; Pyriculariaceae. The record is from RefSeq and is a predicted model, not a curated record. The transcript has 2 exons.